GCAGAGGAGAGUGUUGAUCGUGUGUGUGUGUGUAGCGGUUGUUUGUUCGUGCGUGUUUAUGUCGCACAAACGUCGCAGCAUAUUUUGCCGGGACCGCGUGACAUCGCGUGUUGUGCGAUGAUGCGAAGUGAGCGCUGCCGGUGCCCACGCGCCUAAAUGAACUGCUGCUGGUCGUCUCGCGUGAGUGCAGCCUUGCUUGGGCACAGCGGCAUCGUCCAAUCGCUUUCGCGUCGAUGUUGUGCUCGCUUGCACGAGCUUGAGACUCGAAAGUGCCUCAGCUACGCCGCAGUCGUUACAAGGUCCCUGUUUGUGAACGCAUUGCCAAGGCCGCCACUGCUUUGUUUAGGCAAGAUGGCGGCUGCUCCUACUUCUGCGGCAUCUGCUUCGACUUCGGCUAGCUAUGCGAGAAACCGGCUUGCUCACGAAAAGUCUCCAUACCUCCUGCAGCAUGCCACCAACCCCGUCGACUGGUACCCUUGGGGCGAUGCUGCAUUCAAGAAGGCCAAAGAUGAAGAUAAACUCAUUUUCUUGUCUGUGGGCUACUCAACGUGUCACUGGUGUCACGUGAUGGAACGGGAGUCCUUCGAGAACGACGACAUUGCCAAGAUCAUGAACGACAACUUUGUCAACGUCAAGGUGGACCGCGAGGAGCGGCCGGACGUUGACCGCGUCUACAUGACCUACGUUCAGGCCACGUCUGGAGGCGGCGGGUGGCCCAUGAGCAUAUGGCUCACGCCCGACCUGAAGCCAGUGGUCGGUGGCACCUACUUUCCUCCCGAUGACCGGUACCACGGCCAACCCGGCUUCAAGACCCUGCUCACCAGCCUUGCCGAGCAGUGGCGGAAGAACCGGACUAAGCUCCUCGACCAGGGCACACGCAUCUUCCAGAUCCUGGAGCAGACGUCCGAUGUGCGUGUGUUCGGUGGGGAUGGCGUGCCCACCUCCCCUAGAGGCAGCGAGGCAAACCAAAAGUGCCCGUUCGCACCGGAUGUCGCCACCACCUGCUACCGGCAGCUAGAGCGAUCGUACGACGUCACCAUGGGGGGCUUUGGGCGUGCCCCCAAGUUCCCCCAGUGCGUCAACCUCAACUUCCUGUUGCGGUACCGCGCCGUGUUGCUUCAGGGGGAUCCUCCACCAGAAGCAAAGACAGCGGUGGACAAAGCGCUUGAAAUGACCGUUCACACACUGCACAUGAUGGCGCAGGGUGGCAUCCACGACCACAUCGGCAAGGGUUUUCAUCGCUACGCGACGGACGGCAAAUGGCACGUGCCCCACUUUGAGAAGAUGCUGUACGAUCAAGCUCAGCUGACCCGCACCUACAGUGAGGCCUACCAGGUGACCCACGACCGGCGGCUGGCUGACGUUGCACGCGACAUCCUGUGCUACGUCGAGCGGGAUCUCAGCCACCCGAGUGGCGGCUUCUACAGCGCUGAGGACGCCGACUCGUACCCCGAACACGGGGACAAGGAGAAGAGGGAAGGCGCCUUCUGCGUCUGGGAGGAGAGCGAAGUGAGUCGUCUGCUCACGGAGCCGCUGCCCAGUUGCCCGACCAAGACCGUUGCCGACAUCGUGUGCCGCUACUACGACAUCCGGAAAAGCGGCAACGUCGACCCCAUGCAGGAUCCUCACGACGAGCUCAAGAGGAAGAACGUGCUCAUUGUGCGCGAGUCCAAGGAGUCGGUGGCCGCAUGCUACGGCCUCGAAGUAGGCGUGCUAGACGCCUUGUUGGAGCGGGCGAGGGAGACACUGUUCGAGGCCCGCCUGCGGAGGCCCAAGCCACACUUGGACGACAAGUUCCUCACCUCCUGGAAUGGGCUCAUGAUAUCCGGCUUUGCGAUUGCGGCCCGUACGCUGAACCAGCCGGUCUACCUGGACCGGGCUCUCAAGUGCGUGGAGUUCAUCAAGAAGCACCUCUACGACCCCAAGAAGAAGACGCUCAUCCGCAGUGCUUACCGAGGAGAAGAUGGCUCUGUGGUGCAAGGGUCGCAGCCCAUAGAUGGAGUGUUGGAGGACUAUGCCUUCCUGAUUCAAGCGCUGCUGGAUGUAUACGAAGCAUCCUUUGACGUGUCCUGCCUGAUGUGGGCCGAGGAGCUGCAGGACAAGCAGGACCAACUCUUCUGGGACACCAAGGACAUGGGGUACUUCCUCAGCAAUGGCAAAGACCCCACGGUCGUGCUGCGCCUUAAAGACGACCAAGAUGGGGCGGAGCCGAGCUCCAACUCAGUGUCGCUGAACAACCUGGUGCGGCUGUCGGUGCUGCUGCAGCGCGACGAGCUGCGCCAGCGUGCCGAGAAGCUGGCCUCGGUGUAUGGCCAGCGCAUGAUCCUGGUGCCCCUUGCACUGCCUGAGAUGGUGUGCGGCCUGAUGCGGCUACAGGCAGGGCCUCAGGAGGUGGUGAUUGCCGGGCCCCGGGACGAUCCCGGCACCAAGGAGCUGUUGUCGUGCCUGCGACGGCACUUCUUGCCCUUCGUCACCGUCAUUCUAGCCGACCAGGACCCCGAGAACCCGCUGCGCAAGCGGCUGGAAAAUUUCGACGGCUACACCUGCGUCGACGGCAAGCCCGCCGCAUACGUGUGUCAGGACUUCCAGUGUGCCAUGCCCGUCACGACCGCUGCCAAGCUCGAAGCACUUCUGACCGCCAAGGAGACGUAGCGUCCCCGAGACGUAGUAUCGCACUGUUUUCCGGAGCUAAGAGCAUUGACACAAAGAAUGCAGUGGAGGAAUAACACGAACCUACAUAAGCUAAGAAACAGUGCUUACACAGACUGUUGCUUCAUUUUGUUUUUUGUCUACACCUGUUUGCACUGUUGUUUCGUUAGGGAUGUUAGUUGGUUAAGGAGGUUGUUAUACCCUAGUAGCUGCUCGCAGAGGCCCACUUAUUUGGGCACUUGUUGCGUUUCGCACAAGAGUGGUGUUGCUAGACCUGGGAGUUGAAGAAUAAAGGUUCAGUUGUUUCUUUUUCACUACUUUGCUUGUUCACUGCUUUAUGAUCUUUUUGGUAUUUUUAUAUGAAAGGUAUACAGAUUAGAGCAAUUCUAACAAAUUCAAAUUUGGUAUGGAAAUACUCUUUCAUAACACUACCAGAUAUUUGUUUUGAGUACAUUCUCGUUACAUGCUCACACUGGCGAGAAAUCUUUUGCUUCGGUAUAGCUGAUAAUUUGUUGUGUCCACGUGUUUGCUAUGUCAAGGUCAGACUUCCCUAGACCGUUUGUGAUUGCUGUGCGUGCUUGUGAAUUACAUAUGCAACACAUAUGGCACGUAUGACAUAAUGUCAUACUGAAAGUCCUGAGAGCUUCACCGCAUCGCUGAGUUGAGCAUCAUCAGUUCAGCUCUGCUUGUUCCGCAGAAGGCACUUAGUGUUUUAGUUCUUCAAGUUUUCUACUCUAUAGGCCCUCUAAUUGAUGCUAGAAAAAUAAUGAUCGUGUGAUUUGGAACUGUAAUUGAACGUGUAGCCUGUCCUUGACUGAAACUAUCUUUUAGUGCUGCGGCAGCUAGUAUCACCAGUGUUUCUAUAUGUGUUGUUCACUUUGCAAUUCACAGCCAGAAGUUGGCAAGAGUGGCAAGAAUUACAUCCAUUGGGUAUAUCGUUGAGCCCGUUUACGAUCACUAGCUAAUAUUUUCACUCUAGUCGGUCGUGUUGGAUCACACAUGACCAACUAUCGCGGCUUUUUGGUGGAAGUGCUUGCAGCGAUAUUAUGUUCUUGUGUAAAAUUAUGUGUACACUGAUUAUUGUCGUACGGGUAUACCUAGAAUUCCCACAAAUGGCAGAAGUAGUGGUAUUUACAUAAGUAAUAAAUGAGUUAAAUAACUCUGCGAAGGACUGCAAAUUGUCCGUUCUAUAUGCACUGCCAUGUCUUUGAGUCAACAAUUAUGUGAAGCGCUAUAUGUAAUAUGCUUGAAGCAAUAUAGUUUUUUUUAAUGCUCUCGGGCAUCAAAAGUGCUGCAAUUACACAGGCAUUAUUAUAAGUGGGUAGGUGUUAAGCUGUCAACCAUAAAUGUGCAAUAAAGCUCUGAAUCUUUUUUU
This is a messenger RNA of Rhipicephalus sanguineus (brown dog tick), 4024 nucleotides long. Its product is annotated as spermatogenesis-associated protein 20. The record is from RefSeq and is a predicted model, not a curated record. Gene Ontology annotation, biological process: carbohydrate metabolic process. The coding region runs from base 157 to 2652 and encodes 831 amino acids. NCBI's taxonomy places the organism in Eukaryota, Metazoa, Arthropoda, Arachnida, Ixodida, Ixodidae. The transcript is spliced from 13 exons.